This is a messenger RNA of Sinocyclocheilus rhinocerous, 603 nucleotides long. Its product is annotated as trace amine-associated receptor 13c-like. Gene Ontology annotation, molecular function: trace-amine receptor activity. The coding region runs from base 1 to 603 and encodes 200 amino acids. Gene Ontology annotation, biological process: G protein-coupled receptor signaling pathway. Gene Ontology annotation, cellular component: membrane. The record is from RefSeq and is a predicted model, not a curated record. The transcript has a single exon. Lineage: Eukaryota; Metazoa; Chordata; Actinopteri; Cypriniformes; Cyprinidae.
AUGAACGUAACAGCAGUGAACCAAACUGAUGUCUGUCAGGAAUAUUGGUGUCCAGGGAGAUCUGUUUCUUUAUUUGUCUAUGUGAUUCUGUAUGUGGCCGCAGCAGCUGUGUCUCUGCUGACCGUGUGUGGAAACCUGCUGGUCAUCAUCUCUGUUAGCCACUUCAAGCAGCUCCACACACCUGCUAACAUCCUCAUCCUCUCUUUGGCUGUGUCCGAUCUCCUGGUUGGAGUUUUUGUGAUGCCUCUUUAUUUGUCUUGGCUCAUUGAGUCAUGUUGGACUUCUGGACCAGUGAUGUGUUCGGUUUUUAAAUUUGUGAAUUUUCAAGCAACAAGCGUGUCUGUUCACACUGUGGCUCUGAUAGCAGUUGAUCGAUUUUUGGCUUUAAGUUCUCCCUUUUUUUACUCAGAGAAAAUCUCACCCACUGUGAUCUGCAUAGCGACUUUAUUUAACUUGUUGUUUUCACUCAUUUAUAACUUCAUUCUUCUCUUUGUUAAUGGAAACUUCACUGAUGUCAUGUGUCCAGGAAAAUGUGUUUAUAUUAUAGAUGGAGUUUCAUCUCUCAUUGAUCUUCUGAUUGUGUUUCUUAUGCCAUGUACGUAA